AUGCCUUUAGACAACACCAUAUCAGCACCGCUAAGACGAGUCUCCUUCAAAGAUAAUGAUGAAGUUCUAGAAAUUCCGUGUCGCAGAGAUUCCACAGAAGACGAGAGACAUGCAAUAUCGUUUUCUUCAGAUGAUCUGAAAGGCAUGAGAAACCGAGAAAAACGACUAAGUGAAAAGUUGACUAUGCGCGGUAGAAUCAACAAUCUAGAAGACGAUAUGAUUGGGAUUUUCUCUUUUGAAGACAAUUCACAACGCUGCAAACGAAUAGUUGAUGGUAGAUUGAGUGUCUUGGCAGCGCAAGAAAACCAAUACGGUAGUGGGGGUAUCAGAGACCACGACUGUAUUGCUAAAAAGUAUUCCAGAGCAGUGAAUGAGAGCAAGCUGCUCGCUCGCCACAGAGGAUUCUACAAUGCAAUCCAGGUAGAGGAGGAAUUCAAGGAAGAUGAAACGAGUCCCAUGUCUUCUUGUCCGUGCAUCAUUCAGGAUCCAAAUCCUUGUAGAUGGGAUAUGCAAAUUGCAGAUUCGGACGUUGGUGCGAUCUUUGAAGUUGCUCGAAAACCUCGUACUAUGCAAGCUCCGAUCACCAGAAUGAUUGUAAUACCAAUCGAAGACAUGCUGACUUUAUCAUCAUGA
Molecule: messenger RNA, 633 nt
Organism: Cylindrotheca closterium
Lineage: Eukaryota; Bacillariophyta; Bacillariophyceae; Bacillariales; Bacillariaceae
Source: the annotation of a GenBank genome assembly